Messenger RNA from Fomitiporia mediterranea MF3/22, 969 nucleotides. RefSeq lists its product as uncharacterized. The transcript has 8 exons. Lineage: Eukaryota; Fungi; Basidiomycota; Agaricomycetes; Hymenochaetales; Hymenochaetaceae. Bases 1 to 969 code for a protein of 322 amino acids. The record is from RefSeq and is a predicted model, not a curated record.
AUGUUAGCCAUAGUUAAUACGUUGCAAAGGAAAGGAAAGAUGCUGAGUCCAGCUCUUCAACUUCCCCUGCUAUGGAAGCAAAUAAAUUGUUUGGUUCCAUUCGCAGGCCCAGGAAUACAGCUACAGGCGCAACUGCUCUGUCUCAACACUCCUCACAUGCCUGCAUCGUUCAGCCCUCCAAUGUCAGGAACCACUUCCGACAGUGGUAGUCUGUCGGACACUGGUGGAGGCUACUCUAACAACAACUUCCUUUCACGAGAAGACGCACUCGUCGGCGUCGAUGCAAGGCAUUCCCGUAGUGACAAUCACGGACAUCGACGCAAUGCCUCGUCGGCCGAUUUGACACCCGCUUUCGCAGACUUCAACACAUCCACCAGUUUUGAGGACUCGUUCAGCUUAGCUGCAAAACCUAGUAUCCCUGCGACACCCUAUACACCCUCAUUUGCAGCCUUAGCCGGUUCAUAUCACAAUUAUCCCUUGGGGUCGGACUUGGGCAACGAGUUCCCUCAGCCUUCUACCAACCCGGACACGUACACUACCGGCACCGAAGGACACUUCGGCAACAUCGAUAUCUCCGUCUGUCCACCUGAUUUCGCUGCUGACGACUACGAUCCGAUUGAACAUCCCGGCCCAGAUAGCUCCUUCCUCUUUCACCUUGGUCCCUCGGGAGGAUUGGGCAUGACGAGUGCUGGUGGAGGCCAUCAAAGCUCGAGCGUCAUUACCCUCACUCUGCACCAGCAGCAACUGGUCAACAUCAUCAACGCACCGAGGCCGUACCAAUGCAAUGGUUGUAAACGCACUUUCGCUCGUAUGGAUGCUCUCAACAGGCACUUGCGCUCUGACGAAGGAACGGAGUGCCAGGCACAACAGCCCAUUCUGACAUUAGACACACCAAACACCCCCGUUGCGUCGGCUGGGAUGCAGAGCAAUCUAGCAAUCAGAACGGAGACAUAUGGGUUCAUUGCUUAG